Messenger RNA from Paramacrobiotus metropolitanus, 1131 nucleotides. RefSeq lists its product as uncharacterized. Bases 211 to 900 code for a protein of 229 amino acids. NCBI's taxonomy places the organism in Eukaryota, Metazoa, Tardigrada, Eutardigrada, Parachela, Macrobiotidae. The transcript has 2 exons. The record is from RefSeq and is a predicted model, not a curated record.
UUUCCGAUGAUAAACGAACAACGGAAUUUAAAUUGUCCUUAGUUUAAACUUUAAAGCAAUUAGUUACUUAAUUCGACUAAUCAGAGCAAGUGAUCUGUUUACACUGUAUGCAAAUAUUCAUUUCAGUAUCAGGUUUUGCAGAUGUUAUAGUAAAUUUAAAUAAAUUUGAAUGAUUAAUACAAACAAAAACAAUUUUCACCAUGACUGGAGAUGGAAAAUUUGCCUCCGUUUAGGUUUUUUGCAGCAUGGAUGUCCUUUGGAAUAUGUAUGACCACAGGCGUUAGCUGCUUGUUACAUUUACUCGGGGUGCAGAUAGUUUCCGAUUCAUCUUCCGUUGCACUGUUUUCUCUGGACUAUAGUAAUAAAACUUCUGUAAAUCGAAGUCGCCUGUUUGAACUGGACGGUUUAGCCAAGUGCCCACAUCCUUCCUUAUUUUUUGCACAACUCAGCCAGAUUACUGCCACUGAGUCGGCUCUCCAAGUGUCAUUUUACACUGUGGGUGUUCAUUGGGCUAACAGGCAUUUCCAGAAGGCUAUUUCAUUUCCGUUGUUCAUCAUAUGCAUUAUCUUUGGCAUUCUUGCGGUGGUGACCUUUUUAAUUAACUGCUACUGGCCAAUUACGGAUGAAAUGGAAACCCAACCGAGUGCUUACAAAAUCCGAAAAAUUCGGAUGCGAGUUCCCCAGAAAAACCAGAAAUGGUCUGGGUAUAUUUACACUCACUUAAGAGGAGAAAGAGAUAAAAAGGAUAAAAAUGAUGGCACAAACGGAGUUGAUGUUACCGACAGUAUCACGACAGAAGAAGAAGAAACAACCUUCGACAAGCAGGCUUUGCGAUUCCUUCGAAAAACUAUUAGCGCAUGUGGAAAAAGAUCUGAAAAUGAUUUGGAUGCGGUUCCGUGAUAAAAACUGCAGCACUUUAAUAAUCUGCAGACGAAAAAAAUCAUGAUGCAAAUGUGAUGGAAUUGUAAACCAGCACCUGACUUAUGGUUAGGACUUACUAUUACGCACGUAAAGUGCAUAGAAAGUUGCACCCGUUUUGUUGUUGUUAGUAUCGUCAGAAUCUGCUGAUAAUUAAAAGAUCUCACCGAGAUGAUUAGUGAAAAAUUUUCCCAAUUAAGUUAAAAUGAAGGG